CGGCGGCGGCGGCGGCAGCGGAGCCCCCAGCCCGGGCCCCGAUGAGUAACUCGCGCAACAACCGGGUGAUGGUGGAAGGGGUCGGGGCGCGGGUGGUUCGCGGCCCGGACUGGAAGUGGGGGAAGCAGGACGGUGGCGAGGGCCAUGUGGGCACUGUGCGGAGCUUCGAGAGUCCCGAAGAGGUGGUGGUGGUGUGGGACAACGGGACCGCCGCCAACUACCGCUGCUCCGGGGCCUACGACCUGCGCAUCCUGGACAGCGCUCCCACCGGCAUCAAACACGAUGGGACUAUGUGUGAUACCUGCCGCCAACAACCUAUCAUUGGCAUUCGGUGGAAGUGUGCUGAGUGUACAAAUUACGAUCUGUGCACAGUGUGCUAUCAUGGAGAUAAGCAUCACUUGAGGCAUCGCUUUUACAGAAUCACCACACCAGGAAGCGAGAGGGUUCUGUUGGAGUCUCGUAGGAAAUCUAAGAAGAUUACAGCCAGAGGAAUCUUCGCAGGUGCCAGAGUGGUACGAGGAGUGGACUGGCAGUGGGAAGACCAGGAUGGAGGAAGCGGGCGCCGGGGAAAGGUAACGGAAAUCCAAGACUGGAGUGCUUCAAGCCCACACAGUGCGGCCUAUGUUCUUUGGGAUAAUGGUGCUAAGAACCUGUACCGAGUGGGCUUUGAAGGCAUGUCUGAUCUGAAGUGUGUCCAGGAUGCCAAAGGAGGUUCUUUCUACAGAGAUCAUUGCCCUGUGCUAGGUGAGCAGAAUGGCAACAGGAAUCCUGGUGGAUUGCAGAUUGGUGACCUGGUAAAUAUAGAUCUUGACCUAGAAAUUGUGCAGUCUCUGCAGCAUGGUCACGGUGGCUGGACUGAUGGGAUGUUUGAGACUUUAACUACCACGGGAACCGUCUGUGGCAUUGAUGAAGAUCAUGACAUUGUAGUGCAGUAUCCAAGUGGCAAUAGGUGGACCUUUAAUCCUGCUGUCCUUACCAAAGCCAACAUUGUCCGCAGUGGGGACGCUGCACAGGGUGCAGAAGGAGGCACCUCCCAGUUUCAAGUGGGUGACCUUGUGCAAGUUUGUUAUGAUCUGGAAAGAAUUAAACUUCUACAAAGAGGGCAUGGAGAAUGGGCUGAAGCAAUGCUACCAACUUUAGGUAAAGUUGGCCGAGUACAACAGAUUUAUUCUGACAGUGACUUAAAGGUGGAAGUGUGUGGAACUUCUUGGACAUAUAAUCCAGCAGCAGUUUCCAAGGUAGCAUCUGCAGGAUCAGCUAUCAGCAAUGCCUCUGGUGAAAGACUCUCUCAGCUCCUGAAGAAAUUAUUUGAAACUCAAGAAUCUGGUGAUCUCAAUGAAGAAUUAGUUAAGGCUGCUGCAAAUGGAGAUGUUGCCAAAGUGGAAGAUUUGCUAAAAAGACCAGAUGUGGAUGUAAAUGGACAAUGUGCUGGCCACACAGCUAUGCAGGCUGCUAGUCAAAAUGGACACGUUGAUAUCUUGAAGUUACUUUUGAAGCAAAAUGUGGAUGUAGAAGCAGAGGAUAAGGAUGGAGACAGAGCUGUCCACCAUGCGGCUUUUGGGGAUGAAGGUGCUGUGAUAGAGGUAUUGCACCGCGGCAGCGCUGACCUGAACGCACGCAACAAGCGCCGGCAGACACCGCUGCACAUCGCUGUCAACAAGGGUCACCUCCAGGUUGUGAAGACACUAUUGGACUUUGGCUGUCACCCGAGUCUUCAGGACUCAGAAGGUGAUACCCCUCUACAUGAUGCCAUCAGCAAGAAACGCGAUGACAUCCUUGCUGUCCUCCUGGAAGCAGGAGCUGAUGUCACCAUCACAAACAACAAUGGAUUCAAUGCUCUGCACCAUGCUGCACUUCGGGGAAAUCCCAGUGCAAUGCGUGUUUUACUCUCAAAAUUACCAAGGCCAUGGAUUGUGGAUGAGAAGAAAGAUGAUGGUUAUACUGCUUUACAUCUGGCUGCCCUUAAUAACCAUGUGGAAGUGGCUGAACUGUUAGUACACCAGGGUAAUGCAAACCUGGAUAUCCAGAAUGUGAACCAACAGACUGCUCUACAUCUUGCCGUUGAGCGACAGCAUACCCAGAUCGUUAGGCUUUUGGUCCGUGCUGGUGCCAAGCUGGAUAUUCAGGAUAAAGAUGGUGAUACUCCUCUGCAUGAAGCUCUGAGGCAUCACACGUUGUCUCAGCUGCGUCAGCUGCAAGACAUGCAAGAUGUGGGGAAGGUAGAUGCUGCCUGGGAACCAUCGAAAAACACACUGAUAAUGGGAUUGGGAACCCAGGGGGCAGAGAAGAAGAGCGCAGCAUCUAUUGCCUGUUUCUUGGCAGCCAAUGGAGCUGACCUUGGCAUUCGCAAUAAGAAGGGUCAGUCGCCACUUGAUCUCUGUCCUGAUCCAAGUCUCUGCAAAGCGUUGGCAAAGUGUCACAAGGAAAAAGUCAGUGGUCAGGUGGGUUCUCGGAGUCCUUCUAUGAUUAGCAAUGAUUCUGAAACCUUAGAAGAAUGUAUGGUGUGCUCAGAUAUGAAGAGAGAUACACUUUUUGGCCCAUGUGGACAUAUUGCAACCUGUUCUUUAUGUUCUCCACGAGUCAAGAAAUGCCUCAUCUGUAAAGAGCAAGUUCAGUCUAGGACAAAGAUUGAAGAGUGUGUGGUGUGCUCUGACAAGAAAGCAGCUGUUCUUUUUCAGCCCUGUGGACACAUGUGUGCUUGUGAAAACUGUGCCAGCCUGAUGAAGAAGUGUGUGCAGUGCCGGGCCGUGGUGGAGCGCAGGGCACCGUUCAUCCUGUGCUGCGGUGGCAAGGGCGCUGAGGACGCCGGUGAUGAGCUUGCAAGUGGGAAUAUUCCAGUGUUACAAAAGGACAAGGAUAAUACCAAUGUCAACGCAGAUGUGCAGAAGUUACAGCAACAGUUACAGGACAUUAAGGAACAGACAAUGUGCCCUGUGUGUCUGGAUCGUCUGAAGAAUAUGAUCUUCCUCUGUGGCCAUGGAACGUGCCAGCUCUGUGGAGACCGCAUGAGUGAAUGUCCCAUUUGUCGCAAGGCUAUUGAACGAAGGAUCCUUCUGUACUAAGAAACAGUGUUUGGCUAGCCAGAGUAUGUGGUUAUGAGUCUUAGAUUUUAAGCAAGUUGGAAGUU
Molecule: messenger RNA, 3127 nt
Organism: Octodon degus (degu)
Lineage: Eukaryota; Metazoa; Chordata; Mammalia; Rodentia; Octodontidae
Gene: Mib1
Product: mindbomb E3 ubiquitin protein ligase 1
Exons: 21
Coding region: 42-3062 (1006 amino acids)
Biological process (GO): protein ubiquitination
Cellular component (GO): cytoplasm
Molecular function (GO): ubiquitin-protein transferase activity; zinc ion binding; protein binding
Source: RefSeq, a predicted model, not a curated record